Messenger RNA from Arabidopsis lyrata subsp. lyrata, 2116 nucleotides. Its product is annotated as ubiquitin carboxyl-terminal hydrolase 8. The record is from RefSeq and is a predicted model, not a curated record. Lineage: Eukaryota; Viridiplantae; Streptophyta; Magnoliopsida; Brassicales; Brassicaceae. Gene Ontology annotation, molecular function: cysteine-type deubiquitinase activity. Gene Ontology annotation, biological process: protein deubiquitination.
AUGAUGAAGGCUUCGCCUCGGAGAACUUAUGCAACCGGCUCGGGGACAAGAGAGGCGUGGCCUAGGCUCCCGAGGAAAGCGGCUCGGGUUCACGGAAAGAUCCAGCUCGGGGGUCUCGACACAAACCGGCUCGCUCACACACCAAAGCUUGUUGAAUUCUUUCUUGGAGAGUACAGUAAAGAAAUAAAUCUUGACAACCCAUUGGGAAAGAAAGGUGAGCUUGCUUUAGCUUUCGGUGACUUGUUAAGGAGUUUGUGGGCUCCAGGUGCAUCAGCAGUGUCCCCAAGUAUACUUAAAGCAAAACUUGAUCGAUAUGCUCCUCAAUUUAGUGGCUUUAAUCAGCAUGAUUCGCAGGAACUUCUAGUUUUCUUGCUGGAUGGACUCCACGAGGACUUAAAUCGUAUAAAGACCAAGCCUUAUGUGGAAGCAAAAGAUGGAGAUGGUCUUCCAGAGGAAGAAGUGGCCGAUGAAUAUUGGCGAAAUCAUGUGGCUCUCAAUGAUUCAAUAAUCGUUGAUUUAUGCCUAGGCCAAUUAAAGUCAACAAUAGUUUGUCCUAUUUGCAAAAAGGGUUCUGUUACGUUUGAUCCGUUCAUGUACCUAUCACUACCUUUGCCAUGCACUUCAAUGCGAACAAUGGAUCUAAUAGUCAUGAGUGCCGAUGGGGGUAGUCUGCCUGCUUUAUUGACUGUCAACGUUCCUGAGUUUGGAAGAUUUGAAGAUCUUCAGAAGGCUCUUGUCACGGCCUGCUCUUUACAAGAGGAUGAGACUUUACUGGUUACUGAGGUAUACAACAAUCAAAUUAUUCGCUUCAUAGAGGAGCCGACUGAUUCAUUAACCAUAAUCGGAUAUGGUGCCAAACUUGUCGUGUACCGGUUAAAGAAAGAUGCAAACAAUUCUCGUUUGAUUGUGUUUACGCAUCAGAAGCUGGAAGAGCAGGUUAUCCUUGGGAAAUCAAACCCAACGUGGAAGGGAUUUGGAAUCCCCUUGGUCUCGAGGCUUUGUGACGUUGAGAAUGGAUCUGAUGUUGAGAACCUGUACCUGAAAUUGCUUAGUUCAUUUAAGAUGCCUACUGAAUUCUUCACUGCGAAUCUUGAAGAUCCGAUUGAAGAAGACGCCACUGAUAAAGCAGUUACCGAUGGUUCUACUUCCACUGACGCGAAGGAGACUACUGAGUCUCUUCCAGACCCUGUGUUGAGGCUUUACCUAACCGAAGACAGAGGAAACUCAAUACAAUCUGAAAUAUUGAAAGAAAAGCCUUUAAAUAGUAAAUCCAAGGUGGUGAAUGUGCUUGCACGUUGGCCAGUAAAAGAGCUAGACGCUUAUGAUACUUGUCUUCUGAGCUACUUACCUGAGGUUUCCAAAUUUGGAACUAAGAGACCCCAGGAAGAAUCUGUUUCACUUGACAAGUGCCUUGAAGCAUACUUGGCGGAGGAGCCUCUUGGUCCUGAUAACAUGUGGGAUUGUCCUGGGUGCAAAAAGAAGAGGCAAGCCAUUAAAAAGUUGGAUCUGUGGAGGUUGCCAGAGAUCCUGGUAAUUCAUCUGAAGAGGUUUUCACUGAAUAACAAGCUGGAGGAUGAUGUGGACUUCCCGCUAGAUGAUCUUGAUCUAUCAAGCUACAUCUCCUACAAGAAUGGUCAGACUUAUCGCUACAUGCUAUUUAGCAAUCACUGUGGAAGCAUGACAGGUGGUCAUUACACUGCAUAUGUCCAUCUUGGAGGUGAUCAAUGGUAUGAGUUCAAUGAUAGCAAUGUCCACCAAAUCAGCAAAGAAGAUAUCAAGACCUCGGCAGCCUACGUUCUCUUCUAUCAACGUUUAGUAGAAGAAAAAUGAACCAAGAAGCGAAAACACACAAGAAAGAGGUUGAGUCAGAUUUUCUUCCUCUCUACACCAACCAUGGCAUUGGUCUUACCACUUGGAGCCCACCUUCCACUUCAUUGGACUCAUACAAAGUCUCAAGGGUUUCAUGGCUCCAAAAAAAAGAAAACACUGUUUCUGAGAAAACUCUCGUCUUUUCUAGUUUAUUGGUGUUUUUCCUCAUAGCGAAUUGGUGUACCUCUACUUGCUUGUCUGAAACAAAUCUAUAAGACUAUAAGCAAUUAGUUCCACUUCCUUUACC